CCCAACACUAGCACUGCUUUCAUUCAGCUUGGGAAAGGAAAAGAAUGAAGAAGUACAUAACCUCCAAGACGAAAAAACGUUCAUAUAUUUUAUAAGUGAUUUGGAAGAGUCAAGGAGUUUAAAAUAUAUAAUUAUUUAGUUUAAAAGUAAAUAGAUUGUAAACAUAAAAAAGUGACAUGAGUGUGUUCAGUAACAUUAGUGACGAAAACUUUGAUAUUCCUGAUGAAAAAGAUGAAGAUUUCAACAUUGAUGAAUACAUGAAGGAAAAUGAUAGUGAAGACAGUUCUAGUGAUGUACCUGAGACUUAUAAUGAGGAAAAGGAGAAAGAGAAUCAAAAUAAGGUGGACGGAGACAAGGAUCAAACAAAUGAAUAUAUUGGACCAAUUCUUCCUGGAGAUCAUAGGUUUGAUAAAAAGCUCAUCUGUGUUAAAUAUCCUGGCAAUGUCAUUAAUCCAGAUAAAGCUGUAGAAACAUUAGGUGGCAUUAAAAGUAUUUCUACGGCAGUAAAUACUCCCAAUCGACGUUUGGAAUUAAGAUUCAGACCACACGAUGGUUAUUGUAAACCAACCUGUGGUGAUCGACAUAGUACCAAUGGGUUUUUACUUAGGAUAAGAAUUAAAAAAUCUAAAGUACAGAAAUCGAAAGCCGGUGAAACGAAAGAAGGACAGAAGCAAUCAGUUAGCAAUGUAAAUUUAAAUAAGAAUCAUGAUAAAAAUGUGGAUAGAAUAAAUAUAGCAGAAGCACAGCACAGUAAUGUAGGAGACUGUUUUCAAAGAGUGCAAACUUCUAGCUGUAACGUCUUAAAUGAUCCUGCUGGUCCGUCCAAAGAUUUGCUUUCUGAGAACGUCAAAGAUUUGCAAGAUUUAUCUUUAGAUACGAGCGAUGCGAAUUUGUUAAAGAGCGGGAAGAACAUUGCGCCAACAUUCGAUCGUAAUAAAUAUCAGGAUCUUUCUGAAGACAAAGAUUAUGAAUUACCGAAGUUGAAAGUUUUAGCUCGGAUUGAUACGGAAUUUAAAUUUAUGAAUCUUUGUGAUUUCCAAUAUUUGCCCAUGACUCAAAGUACAAUGGAUUCAAAAAGAUUGGAAUGCAUAUACGACAAAAUAUAUCCGAAUAACAUACCUCCUUUUUCCUGGCUAAAGAACGACGUACCUUAUUUCUUGCCACCAGCUGCAUUCAGUAGAAUGGACACGAUGCAACAUUACGUACCGAAAACCGAAGUGAGCUCGUAUCCGGACAAUGUAAUAGGAAAAAGCAGGAAGAGGAAAUCGGGAUUUUCGAAUUUUAUUUAUUUUUCGACGCCAGAAGUUCCUACUAAACCACCGUCGGGAAUAGAGACCGCUAUGAAAGUGAAGUUCAUUCAGAAUGUGCAACUCGAACAGAUCCGUCAAAUUUUCGAGGAACGACCAAUUUGGUCGAAGAACGCGAUAAUGUAUAAGACUAAAUUCUCUAGUGAGCGAUUGAAAUUCUUAUUGCCGGCAGUCGCUUAUUAUUUCAUUACCGGGCCAUGGAAGAUCAUGUGGGUGAGACUGGGAUACGAUCCGAGAAAGGAUCCCUCUGCAAAGAAGUACCAAACUUUGGAUUACAGAUUAAAAGCAAUGCACGGACUGGGAUCCACUGUGAAAUGUAAAAGAAAUUAUUCGGCUUAUACGCUGCCGUACAAAUCUACGCCUGCUGCGAAACAAAAAAUGAUGGCGCAAAAUGCAGGUUCUAGCCAGGAGAGAGGUUCUAAAAAGGGUCAGGAUUAUGGUGAAAAUGUGUACAUCUACAGGGUAGGGACGAUUCCACCAUCAAGACAAAUGUUUUAUCAGUAUUGUGAUAUUCUUGUAGAUGAAAUACAAGAAAUGUUAGCAAAAUUACCCGACCCAUUACCUGGUACCAAGUGCCAUGAGAAAAGAGGCUGGUUACCAAGUGAUAUCGACGUGCAAUGCAGAGAAAUCAUAAAUAAACAAGUGCGAGCUGUUUUGAGAAAGCAGAUGAACAUACCCGAAGACCAUCCCGUAUCAUUGCCACGGAAACGUAAGUUGAACAAGAUGAAAUUGAAACUUAGCAAACUUAAAUUAAAAGGUAGGAAAAGGAAAAGGAAAACCGAAUCGGUAUCCAGCGAAGACAAAAAUGAGGUACACGAUGAGGAGAUGCACGAUGAAUCUGGUAUAGUUACAACAGAAAAUUGAUACUCCACAAAUAAAAAUGAAUGUA
Molecule: messenger RNA, 2196 nt
Organism: Ceratina calcarata
Lineage: Eukaryota; Metazoa; Arthropoda; Insecta; Hymenoptera; Apidae
Gene: l(2)37Cd
Product: general transcription factor IIIC subunit l(2)37Cd
Exons: 7
Coding region: 177-2171 (664 amino acids)
Biological process (GO): transcription initiation at RNA polymerase III promoter
Cellular component (GO): transcription factor TFIIIC complex
Molecular function (GO): RNA polymerase III type 2 promoter sequence-specific DNA binding; RNA polymerase III type 1 promoter sequence-specific DNA binding
Source: RefSeq, a predicted model, not a curated record